CACAUAUUAACACAUAUAUACAUCCAUCUACUACUCAAGGGUCCAAUGAGACUCUCAGGUUCAGUUUCAGCUGGGAGGAAAAACACCACCCAGUCCACCUAAUCGGCGACGUCUUGACUAUCUCCUCCCUCCCUGCACUCGAGAUGAACAACUUGUUGUUGACGGUGACAUUCCUGGACCCUCAAUAUGCCCUGCACCUCCCUCCCCCACUGAAUCAUGUUUCAACCAUCAUCAAGCAAGCCAGUAUGCUCCAUGCCCAAUCAAGUCCCACCUACUGUACUAUCUCCAUGCGUACAGCCAAAACAGGCAAUGCACCAAGUCCACAGGACACUGCAGAGAACAGUCGAAUGAUCCAUCACCACGACAUAUGCUUCACAGCCAGCUCAAUCGGGUCGUUCCCCGUAGCAUCCACCCAGUAAAACCCCACUGGCAGUGAAGCAGCAAACAUUAACUUGAUUUAUAUUCCUGAGCCUGCGCAAAGUCUCUCCUCCCCGCUCCCCUCACCAUCCAUCAACUGGUUAGAGAGCUGCUGACUAUAUAGGGCGAAUCUCGGUUCAAUGGCUACCUGAACACCUAGAAGAAAGUGACCGGAGAUCUCUCUUGUCCUACCAAAUGUAAUCAAG
This is a messenger RNA of Aspergillus uvarum CBS 121591, 623 nucleotides long. RefSeq lists its product as uncharacterized. The record is from RefSeq and is a predicted model, not a curated record. The transcript has a single exon. Bases 144 to 419 code for a protein of 91 amino acids. NCBI's taxonomy places the organism in Eukaryota, Fungi, Ascomycota, Eurotiomycetes, Eurotiales, Aspergillaceae.